Molecule: messenger RNA, 970 nt
Organism: Belonocnema kinseyi
Lineage: Eukaryota; Metazoa; Arthropoda; Insecta; Hymenoptera; Cynipidae
Product: inter-alpha-trypsin inhibitor-like
Exons: 5
Coding region: 354-860 (168 amino acids)
Molecular function (GO): serine-type endopeptidase inhibitor activity
Source: RefSeq, a predicted model, not a curated record
GACGACUCGUGUUUGUAUGGAAAUCAAUGUAUGUUGUGCUAACGCAGUGUGAAAUAAAUGGUUGCGAAAGUGAAAUCUGAAGUGUUUUUAUAUUAUUUGUUUUAAACAAUACUCUUUACUAAAAUUAUAAACAAUCAAAAAAUAUUAUUUAUCAAACAAUUUUCUUCUAGAACACAUGUCAGCACUUCAAACUUUCCAAUUUAUGAAUUUUCAAUCUAUAUAUUGCCAAAUUUCUACAAAAUAUUGCCUUGAUACUAGAUUAAGAGAAGCAAAAAUUCGUGUGAAAUUUUUCUUCGCGAUCAUAAAUAUUAAUGUACACUUAAUUUGAAUGUGAAGUUCCGAUUUAAUUAAAAAUGCAGAAUAAAUUUUGCUUGAAUCUAUUCGUGGUCUUGGCCGCAUUCUUCCAAGGAAUUUGGUCUUUUGCAAAUCCAAGUGACAUUUGUUCGCUAAAUUUUGAUCCUGGUUUAUGUAUCAGUGAGAUUCGGAGGUUUGGUUUUAAUUCUGAGACAGGAAAAUGCGAGGAGUUUACUUAUGGGGGAUGUGAUGGAAAUCGUAAUAAUUUUGAGGCUAAGGAAGCCUGCGAAGCAGCUUGUGUGGGACUCUGUUUACUAGAACUUAUAACUGGUCCUUGCAGAGGUUCAUAUACGGUAUUUGGGUUUGAAUCUGAUACAGGAAAAUGUGUGAAAUUUAUUUAUGGAGGAUGCGCAGGAAAUGGCAAUAGGUUUACUUCUCAGGAGAAAUGUCAAAAAGUUUGUGGAAAAGUAACACCGCUAAGUACUGCCAAUGAAUCCAAAGAGAUCACAGUGGAUUGUCUCAAUAAUUGUGAAAUGGAAAAUGUCACUGAGAUAACGUCACCAUAAGCUUCAAAAAGAGAUCUUAAAAAUGUAUACCUACGUGAAUACAAAUAAAAUUAUAAAAAGGGGGGACGGGAAUAUUUGUGAAAUACAAUUUGACUUAGAAAAUAAUACAA